GACAGCAUGUGGAGUCGAGGUCUUCUGCAGACGGUCAGAUCCAGCAGCAGACAGGCGGGCGUCCUCUUCGAUGUGGACGGCGUUUUGCUCCGCGGUCGUUCCGUUAUUCCUGCGGCGAGAAGAGCCUUCCGGAAGCUUCUGGACCGAGACAACAACUUCCUGUUUCCUGUCGUCUUCGUGACCAACGCAGGAAGCUGUCAGAGACACGACAAAGCCCAGCAGUUGUCCCGCCUCCUGGAGGUCCAGGUGUCUCCAGAGCAGGUGGUUCUGUCUCACAGUCCUCUGCAGACGUUGGAUGAUUUCCAUGAUAAAUGUGUUCUGGUGUCGGGUCAGGGCCCGGUGACCGAAAUCGCCAAAACGCUGGGCUUCCAGAAGGUUCUGAGUGUGGAUCAGCUGCGAGUCCAGCACCCCCUGCUGGACAUGGUGGACCACAACCGCAAACCUGACCUCUCUUCGUCCCCUCUGAAGACCUUUCCCAAAAUAGAAGCGAUCAUCCUGUUCGGAGAGCCAAUCAGAUGGGAGACUAACCUGCAGCUGCUGAUUGACGUGCUCCUGACCAAUGGGAGUCCAGGACGUGCGUACGAAGUCCCGCCUCCAGCCCAGCUACCCGUGCUCGCCUGUAACAUCGACCUCACCUGGAUGGCCGAGGCGCCGUCACCAAGGUUCGGUCACGGGGUGUUCCUGCUGUGUCUGGAGUCCGUCUACAGGAAGUUGGCGGGUCGUGAGCUGCAGUACGAGGCGCUGCUGGGAAAACCCAACCUGCUGACCUACCAGUACGCAGAGAAACUGCUCCGACUGCAGAACCACAACCACAAGAUCAGCACCAUCUACGCCAUUGGCGACAACCUGAUGACGGAUAUCUACGGUGCUAACCUGUACAACCGUUACCUGGGGCAGCAGCACGCCGCCAUGAUGACGCCCACUAAGCUCGUUGCCCAGGGAACGGGAAGUCAUGUGACGGAGGAGGCGCUGGUGUCAUCUGAGUGUCGCUCCAUACUGGUGUGCACAGGUGUCUACAACCCUCGCUCCCCUCCACCUGAGGACCUGCAGCUAGACCAGGACCUGGUGGAGCCGCAUCACCUGGUGGAGGACGUGGAGGCGGCCGUCGACCUGCUGCUGCAGCGCGAGAGCAUCUGACCUCUGAACGACCUUCAGGACCAGGGUCACAUGACCGCCACCCUGCAUGAUAUAGACCCGGGUGCAGAGAUGGCAAAAGUACACACAUCCUUUACUCAAGUAGAA
Molecule: messenger RNA, 1242 nt
Organism: Trematomus bernacchii (emerald rockcod)
Lineage: Eukaryota; Metazoa; Chordata; Actinopteri; Perciformes; Nototheniidae
Product: haloacid dehalogenase-like hydrolase domain-containing 5
Exons: 9
Coding region: 7-1137 (376 amino acids)
Biological process (GO): glycerophospholipid biosynthetic process
Cellular component (GO): mitochondrion
Source: RefSeq, a predicted model, not a curated record